Messenger RNA from Cladophialophora psammophila CBS 110553, 1764 nucleotides. RefSeq lists its product as uncharacterized. The record is from RefSeq and is a predicted model, not a curated record. Gene Ontology annotation, molecular function: FAD binding. The transcript has 3 exons. Lineage: Eukaryota; Fungi; Ascomycota; Eurotiomycetes; Chaetothyriales; Herpotrichiellaceae. Bases 1 to 1764 code for a protein of 587 amino acids.
AUGGACCUUACCAAUGUGCGGUCGAUGGAACUCUUCAGAAAGUUAGGUCUUGUACAAGGCCUACGUGAGGAAGGCGUGUUGGUUCCUUCCUUCGCAUUCGUCCUUGAAGCUGACACACUUGUACAAGGCGUCGCCGCCCACAUUCCCUACAACGUUCGCAUUUCGACUGGACUUAGCCGCAAGGAAUCAAUCACGAAUUGGUUCCACCCUAGCGUGAACCAGUACCGUAUCCAAAUUGCCGAGAAAAACGACGGAACCAUGCCGCUUGAACCCUGGCAGCGCAUUUCACAAGCAAUCUUCGAGAAAUGGCUGAAAGAUCGUUGUGACGAGAACCCGCUGAUUGAUGCUCGUUUUAACCACCGAGUUGAAAACAUACAAGAGGUCGAAAAUGGUGCAACGGUUACCGUGACAGAUCAAAAGACAGGGCUGAAAAAGGUCAUUCUAUCGCAUUAUGCCGCGGGCUGUGAUGGCGGUUCAAGUAGGGUACGCCGGUCACUAGGAAUUCCUCUGCACGGAGGCCCAAUUCCUGCAUAUGUCCUCCUUGUCCACUUCAAGUCAAGAGACUUAUCACGCCUCCAUGCACAAGGUCAAUUUUGGCACUUAUUCUUCAUCGGAAAUGAAGGGCUCAGUGGGGCCGCUAUUGCUCAGAACGAGAUCGACACCUGGACUACUCACCUUUUCAUGCCUCUUGAGAAGGAUUCAGACUCCAUAAGCUCUCAGGAGGCUGUUGAGACCGCCCUUGGAGGGUUGCACGGGAGAUACCCGGUGAAAAUUGACGAAGUUUUGGUCAGAUCGACGUACAGACCUAGUAUAGCGAUUGCGCAGAGUUAUUCUUCCUCUAAUGGCCGCAUUUUUCUCGCCGGAGAUUCAGCUCAUCAGAACAUCCCCACCGACGGCUACGGCAUGAAUAUGGGAAUUGCCGAUGCAUUCGACCUGGGAUGGAAACUAGCCACCGUAAUUGACGGCUUUGCGGAUUCACAGCUUCUGGAUUCCUACGAGAGUGAACGUCGACCAGUUGCUGUGGAUAGUAUUGAACGCUCAGGUGUCCAUAUGAAAGUGCACAUGGACGUAGCCGAGCUUCUUCAAGGCCGGGCAGGGGCAUUAGAUGAGGACUCUGACGAUGGAAGAAAGCUUAGAGAUGCGCUUCAUGAGCACUAUCAGAAGCAAACCGGCGAGAACACCGAUUUGGGGAUCGAGAUGGGAUAUCGGUAUCAGUCCCAUGCCAUUUUUCCAGAAGACUCCCAGCCUCCGAAAUUUAACCCGUCAGCGUACAUUCCUAGCACCUAUCCCGGCAGUCGAGCACCACACGUGUAUCUCAGAGACGGAACACCGUUAUUUGACCACUAUGGCAAGUAUUUCUCCCUUAUCGAGUUUUCCGACGGUACAGACUCCAGAUCCGAUCUCCUUUUGAAGGCUGCUGAAUUCAGUUGGACACCGAUUAAGCUUGUGAGACUCGCCGGCGAAGAUCAUGCCUACAGCAUCUGGGGUCAACGGCUUGUCUUGAUACGACCCGAUGGACAUGUUGCAUGGCGAGGGGACAUGAUCAAAGAUUUGGGGGAGGCUCAGAGAAUUGUUGCUGUAAUAAGGGGCGUAAAAGAAGCGACCAUCAACGCCCCUGAGGCAGUACCGUACCAGAACGGGGUAAAGUCCCAUUCCGCAACCCAUGUGGAGUCGGCAGUCCCUGUCGAGUUCACUUCCACCGUCAGUACCGACGUCCAGACAGAGGGCUACCAGAUGGAGCGAAUGGGGGAUUUCCAGGUCUGA